Molecule: messenger RNA, 621 nt
Organism: Poecilia reticulata (guppy)
Lineage: Eukaryota; Metazoa; Chordata; Actinopteri; Cyprinodontiformes; Poeciliidae
Product: neoverrucotoxin subunit alpha-like
Molecular function (GO): protein binding
Source: RefSeq, a predicted model, not a curated record
AUGUCCUUGGAACAAAAUCAGGAGGCUGCCUUGGGUCAGCCUUUCUCAUCACGCGUGCUGUCUAACAAGCUGAUAACAGGCCACUGCAGCCUGACCUUGGAUCCAAACACAUGUAACGGCUGGUUGAAUCUCUUUGAUGACAACAGGAAGGCAACAUGUGGACCCAAGCGGGAAUAUCCUGAUAAUCCCCAGAGAUUUGAUUGUCAGACCCAGGUUCUGUGUGAGCAGGCGUUGACAGGGCGCCAUUACUUUGAGGUUGAGUGGAGCACCGGGUCUCAGAAUAAGGUCGGAGUCGCUCUUGCAUACAAAACCAUGGACAGGAAAGGAAAGAAUGUUGCGAGUAGCUUUGGAGAGAAUCCUGCAUCCUGGUACUUUGGUGUUGAUAAUAAUGAGCUCAGUGCUUGGCACAAUGGUAAGAUCUGGAGCACCUCUGUUCCUGCUGAGGGCUGCAGCAGGUUUGGAGUUUACCUGGACUGGCCAAGAGGCUCUCUGUCCUUCUACCAGGUCUCCUCUAGCAUACUGACACACAUGUACACCUUCAAGGCCACAUUCACUGAGCCGCUCUACCCAGGAGUUUAUGUUUAUUACGAAUCCAACUUUGCUUCCUUCAGUCCCAUGUAG